Messenger RNA from Colletotrichum costaricense, 1395 nucleotides. RefSeq lists its product as uncharacterized. The transcript has a single exon. Bases 1 to 1395 code for a protein of 464 amino acids. NCBI's taxonomy places the organism in Eukaryota, Fungi, Ascomycota, Sordariomycetes, Glomerellales, Glomerellaceae. The record is from RefSeq and is a predicted model, not a curated record.
AUGCGCUUUCUCUUCACCAUCACUUUGGUCAUAUUAACGGCCGGUGUAACCGCAGUACCCGUCGCAGUGCUCCCCAGCCUCAUUCAUCCCCCAGUUCAUGUCUUCAGGGCUGACCCUGCCGCCGAAGCUGCCGAUGCGGAGCCCAAUAUCGAGGCCCGUGGAAAGAACAAUGUUGAUGUGUCUGACUGGCAGCAAGAGCCUGAGAUUCAAGCCAGAGACGAGGCCGCGACUGAGGCAUGGGACCUAGAGCCACAGACCCAACCGCGAGACGCCCCUCAUAUCCAAGCCAGAGAUGAGGCCGCUCUGGACAACGUCAAUCUUGAGACUGAGAUUGAAGCCCGAGCAGAGCCUCAGAUCAAAGCCAGGAAUGAGGCUGCACUCGACAACUAUGACUUAGACCCCGAGGUCCAACUCAAUGACAAGCCUCAGAGCAAGGCCAGAGAUGAAGCUGCUCUACCUAACAACUUCGACCUGAAACCUGAGAUCCACGCCAGAGAUGAGCCUCAUAUCCAAGCAAGAAGCGAAUCUAAGGCUGCAUGGACUGACCCAGACUACCACGCUGGAGGUGUUACCGCCGCAGACGACUGGAAGUACAGAGACAACCUAGCCAAGCUCGACGCCAACAACUGCGGCGUAGACUGCCAUCGCUCCCUCGACUCAUACCGCUCCAAAGUGUCCAGAGAACACAGGCCAUACUACGACCGAAGCACGAAUUACCACAGCAACAACUACGACCACCAUGACUACAAUUAUGGAGUCCAAAGAUCUUCCCGCGCUUCGAGGGGCGAACACAACACACCCGCGGAUGACUGGAAGUACAGGGACAACCUCGUCAAGCAGGACAACCACGAUUGCGGCUCGGGCUGCAAACAUUCGCUAGCCUCGUACCGCUCCGUGGCCUCCAAGGAUUCAAGGAUUGCUCGGGAGAAGGACUAUCAUAACUACAACCACCAGGAUGACAAGUACAACAACUGGCAUCCCAAGGACUAUCAUGUGAACGGCAACGGUUAUAACCAUAACAACGGGCAUUAUGACGAUAGGACCAUCAGGACCAACACCUACUAUCCCAAGGACCAUCAUCCUAGCAACUAUAAUGAUAUUCAUCAUAAUGAUUACCAUGGCAACAAUUACCAUACUAAUGGCAACGGCUAUGACCACCAUAACAAUGGCCACGAUUAUGGGGUUCAGAGGUCCUCUAGGGCGUCGAGAGGAGAGCACAACACCAGGCAGGAUGAGAUAAACCACAAAAACAAUCAUUACAAGUUGGAUCAUAACGACUGCGGCGUCAACUGCCACAAGUCCCUUGCCUCGUAUCACUCGGUUGCAUCUGCAGACUCGAGGCGAUCCAGGCAGUCGAGGCAGUCAAGACAAUCUCACGGAAACCACGGCCACUAA